Molecule: messenger RNA, 639 nt
Organism: Blepharisma stoltei
Lineage: Eukaryota; Ciliophora; Heterotrichea; Heterotrichida; Blepharismidae
Source: the annotation of a GenBank genome assembly
AUGGAAUCAAAUAACCCCAAUCAAGCUCUGCUUCCCAACCAAGAAAAUUUGCAAGCAGCUACCUAUCCGGUCAAUCCUGAUCAAGCAAAUUACCCAGUUCCAAUGGGAAAUUCGGGCUAUCCAUAUAACCCUAAUCUAAAUCAAGGAGCUAAUCCUAACUUUCAGCCAAGCGCUGGCCAGCCUGGCUAUGGUCAGGCUUGUUAUGGUCAGGCUGGUUAUGGUCAGCCUAAUUAUGGUCAGGCUGGUUAUGGUCAGCCUAAUUAUGGUCAGCCUGGGAUGAAUCAGCCUAAUUAUCCUGCUGGACAAGGUCUGCCUAAUCCGAACCCAAAUUUUGCACCAAAUCCACAACCAGUUAUCAUCAUCCAGGCAGGUGAAGGCCAAGGAAAUCAAGCUCAAGUUCCACAUCAAGUUACGCAUUGGGGAAAUGCUCCACAGCAAGCGUUUUGCCCAACUUGCAAUAGAAACGUUUUAACUGUUAUCAGAAACCAGCCAGGAGCAAUGACUUGGAUACUCUGCUUGGUUAUAUUUUGUGUUUUCUGGCCUUGUAGCUGCUUACCUUUUUGCAUGCCGCAAUGUAUGGAUGUCAUUCACAGGUGCCCAACGUGCUUUGCAUUGCUUCACACUAAGUCGCCAUUUUAG